GGUGUCUGCAGUGCGGCGGCUCUGCGUUAUAAAAGUAACCAUGGAGUACUCUGAAAACUCAGUGGAUUCAAAAUCCAUUAAAAAUUCAGAAAUGAAGAUCUUCCAUGGAAGCAAAUCAGUGGACUCUGGGAUAUCCUUGGACAAUAGUUACAAAAUGGAUUAUCCUGAAAUGGGUUUAUGUCUAAUAAUUAAUAAUAAGAACUUUCAUGGGAAUACUGGAAUGGCAUGUCGGUCUGGUACAGAUGAAGAUGCAGCAAAGCUCAGGGAAACAUUCAUGAACUUGAAAUAUGAAGUCCAGAAUAAAAAUGAUCUUACAUGUAAAGAAAUUAGAGAAUUGUUGCAUGAUGUUUCUAAAGACGAUCACAGCAAAAGGAGCAGUUUCAUUUGUGUGCUUCUGAGCCAUGGUGAGGAAGGAAUAAUUUAUGGAACAGAUGGACCUAUUGACCUGAAAGAACUGACAAGUUUUUUCAAAGGGGAUUGCUGUAGAAGUCUAAUCGGAAAACCCAAACUUUUCAUUAUUCAGGCUUGCCGAGGUACAGGUCUGGACUCGGGCAUUGAGACUGACAGUAGUACUGACGAUGACAUGGCAUGUCAGAGAAUACCGGUUGAGGCAGACUUCCUGUAUGCAUAUUCGACAGCACCUGGUUACUAUUCCUGGCGAAAUUCGAAGGAUGGAUCCUGGUUCAUCCAGUCACUUUGUGCUAUGCUGAAGCUGUACGCUCACAAACUUGAACUCAUGCACAUUCUUACUCGAGUUAACCAAAAGGUAGCCACAGAAUAUGAGUCCUUCUCCUUGAAUUCCACUUUUCAUGCCAAGAAGCAGAUUCCUUGCAUCGUGUCCAUGCUUACAAAAGAACUCUAUUUUUAACAUUAAAGAAAUGGAUUUUUUUUUUUGAUUUUGUGUGCCAAGUGAAAAAAAUGGUGUAACUGAUAACUUUUUUCUUUCCACUCUUGUUUUAAAUCUUAUCUAAUACUCUCAAUGGUCCUUUGAAACAUACCACUUUCACAGCAAUAGAAUUACUCCAAAGCUACCUCAAACUCAAAAUCAGGUAGUUGAAAGUGAAUUUAAUUAGGAAUAAGGAAAAAUGAAUACUGGUACAAGAAUUACGAGAGGAAAUGAUUAUAAAUGAAUACUCUUAAUUAGCAACUGUUAGUGAUUUAUGCUGUGAACUUUCAAGUAAUUAUGAAAAAGUUGAACAUGGAUUUCAAUGAUACUCAUCGGGGAUUUAAGAGUGUACAGUUUUGGUUUUGUCCAACUGUAGAUGUGAUGUAUCCUGGACUUGGGGACCCACAGGCAUAGAUAAAGGCUUAAAGACCUUGAUUUUAGAUUUGGUAUAGAGGUGUAUUAACUGUUUUUUAGAGCAUCUACCUGAGCUGUGGUACUGUGUUAUUCAUCCUGAGCAUGCCUUUGUUGUUAAAACAAUACAACAAACAUGUUUGACAUUGAAAACGAAACUACUUACUUACAUGAGAGACCAUGUGAGCAAUGCAACCUUACAGGCUAAAUGCCACCGUAAUAGAGGUCCAGGGCCACAGCAAUGAGGUGCCCAAGUACAGCUGACCCUCCAGCACCAGCACCUUGCACUGGUCCCUGCACCAGUCUGUUGAGCAUCACAUACCAGCAAAAUAUCUGAAGACGCAGUUACAUCAUGACUGAAGCCACUGGGCACAGCAGGAUGGACUGAAGAAAAAAGGAGCAUACUAAGCUACAGCUUUUGUAACAGUGAGUCAACCUGCUGAGCGCUCUGACAGAGACUGCACAGCCUGCACGUGAAGGCAGGCCCCUAGGCCAAGGCCCCGAAUAAAGGCUAGCCAGCCGGGUUUCUGAGCAUGGACUAGUGCACAAGGGGCUGUCCUCAAGGCAGCACUCUCCAAGAAAGUGAACCAAAUCGGAAACUUCAGAAAUAGAGUUGUCUCUGAAGAUGGUGAGAGUCACAGUAGAAACCAUGGUACUCCUUGGUAGUAAAACUUCUGAGCUUGUUUUCUCUUCAGUUUUCCAGUUAAAGGGAAUGGCCCCUGUUACAGAGUGUUCUUUAUUGUGAAAGGGGGAUUGUGGCUCACAGGAUGACAGACCAGUCUUGCCCUGCACAGGUGCACAGAGAAGCACCAGGCCCAAAGGAGGCUGGUCCCCAGCCAAGGAGGCCGGGCGAUAAGCCUCCUCACUGGGAAGGGCUGUGAGGUCACUGCUUCAGGUUGAGGUCUCUUAUGAUUCUUUUCGUCAGAGGUGGGAAUUUGUAUUUAUAAAUGACAACUAUUUGUUGUGAGUAAGUCUGUAACGUUCUCGAAGUAAUUGAAGCAUGUAAUAGUAUAUUGCUUGUUCUUGUGUGACCAGUUCAAAGAAAUUUGUUAAAAGAGUUUUUGAUUUCUAGAUAUUAAAUAUAA
Molecule: messenger RNA, 2382 nt
Organism: Condylura cristata (star-nosed mole)
Lineage: Eukaryota; Metazoa; Chordata; Mammalia; Eulipotyphla; Talpidae
Gene: CASP3
Product: caspase 3, apoptosis-related cysteine peptidase
Exons: 7
Coding region: 41-868 (275 amino acids)
Biological process (GO): erythrocyte differentiation; keratinocyte differentiation; positive regulation of apoptotic process
Cellular component (GO): cytoplasm
Source: RefSeq, a predicted model, not a curated record